GCUGCAAAAGCUUGAAGUUAACGCUGUAUUUCCCAGUAAUUUCUUUCACAUCCUGUGUAACGGACUUUCUUUUCUGCAAAGUGCGAUUUGUGAAAGGUAAGCCAUGGACAUGGCGAGCGUGAAGGCGUUUCCUGAGCCAGUUGAUCGAAUCACUUCUGGACCAGUGGAGGAUACAGAUCCCAGCAGCCUUAUGCCUGAAAUGUCCUUAAGGUCCUCAAACUACCCAGUUCAAGUUACAGAACCACACGAUCCAGUGACUCUGCAGUUUACUUCUGUGCCACCCCCUUACCUAAUGCCUUCCUCUGACAGAAUAAGACAGCCAGUUGACAACGAGAGCAAUGACAUUGUUGACCCCGCCCCAGAUAUCCUUAAAGGCCUGCAGUACUCCAACAGCUCCUGCGAGAGGUGCUGCUGCACGGCCCCGCCCCCCAAGAUCAGGGACCUGAUGAACGACGAGGACCUGCUGUACGAGCUGCGGCUGAAGCUGGACCCCAACCACUGCACCAUCAAGAACUGGAAGAACUUUGCCAGCCGCUGGGGCAUGAGCUACGACGAGCUGGUGCUGCUGGAGCACCAGACCCAGGGCUCCUCCCACAGCCCCACCCAGGAGUUCCUGCAGCGCUACAACGAAAAGAGCGUCACCGAGCUCACCGAACUCUGCAAGCUCUACCAGCGCAUCGACGUGCUGCGCGUGCUGCAGCGGUGGGUGGAGAAGGACUGGCCCUCGCGCUGGCAGAAGGCCCACUAG
Molecule: messenger RNA, 748 nt
Organism: Megalops cyprinoides (Indo-Pacific tarpon)
Lineage: Eukaryota; Metazoa; Chordata; Actinopteri; Elopiformes; Megalopidae
Gene: edaradd
Product: EDAR-associated death domain
Exons: 6
Coding region: 104-748 (214 amino acids)
Biological process (GO): signal transduction
Molecular function (GO): protein binding
Source: RefSeq, a predicted model, not a curated record